AUGAGCGACUUCCUACGGCGCGAAAAAGAUUCUCUCGACGAGGAGUUCGGCACUCCCACCGGCGGCGCAUUUGGCUCCUCUGGCGCCGACAUUGACUUCGACGCUGCGGCCUCUGCUUUCCCUGAGAUCUCCCUUGACGGCAUUGGGGACCUCCCCGCGGCGGCCCCGGCAGCGCCGCCGAUGAGCACGUCCAACAGCUUCUCGUUCGACGACUUCAGUACCCCAAAAACACACGCGACCGAGGUCACGGUCACUGGAGACGAUGAGAUUGAGAAGUUCGAGAGCGCGUUUCCCGACAUUGAGAUCCCGCUGCAACCCGCCGUACCUGCGAUGUCUAUGCAGGCACCCGCCUUCGCGCAGACACCGACGUAUGCGCCGCAACCUGCAUACUCUUCGACGCCCAUCCUCAGCCAGUCAUUGGAAGAGGAUGAGCCCCAAGUGAUCAAAGACCAUCGGAAGGCUGAGCGCGCGAUUGAUCAGUUCUACGAGGAGUACGCCGCGAAGAAGGAGCGCAACAUCAAGGAGAACAAGGAGCACGAAGAGCAGUUCCUCUCCGAACUUUCCGAUUCGUUGUCGCAUGGGACGACCUGGCAGCGCAUCUGCGAUAUCCUUGAGCUCCAAAACUCGCAAAGCAAGACUAUCGCACGGUCAGGGCCUACCACUUCAGAUUUGACGCGCUUCAAAGAGGUCUUGCUCCGGCUGAAGCGCGAGGGAGAGGCGGCGCCGGGCGCAGCAGGCUACUAG
Molecule: messenger RNA, 744 nt
Organism: Epithele typhae
Lineage: Eukaryota; Fungi; Basidiomycota; Agaricomycetes; Polyporales; Epitheliaceae
Product: clathrin light chain
Exons: 4
Coding region: 1-744 (247 amino acids)
Biological process (GO): intracellular protein transport; vesicle-mediated transport
Cellular component (GO): clathrin coat of trans-Golgi network vesicle; clathrin coat of coated pit
Molecular function (GO): structural molecule activity
Source: RefSeq, a predicted model, not a curated record